GUUCACUUUCAUUCACUCUGUACUUAGCCUGACAAAGGUCUCCGCCGCCGACGAUUGCGAUUCCCUUUUUUUCGCCGUUGUUGGAACCCGUAGAGGUGGAAUUUGUGUUUCCUUGAGUGUUUACUUGUUUGAUGAUGGAUACCACUGUAAAUGAGCUUCUUACAAGGAAAAAAGCUGUUCAGAGCCAUCAGAUUAGGAGUGGUUUGGUUGCAUCGGUACCUACGAAUCAGCAAGAAAAGGCUCAGGAUUUCUCUUCGCAGCAACAGCAACAUUUUCCAAGUAAGAAUCUUGAAUCUGGUUUGAGCUUUGCUGACAAAGUUGGUGAGAAGAGAAAGAGGAAUGAUGAGUCUGGUGUAAUGGUUAACACUGAGACUGGAAGUAAGUCUGAAGAUAUUAUUGUGAAUCUUAGUAAAAUUGGCAAUAGAAUUGUGGCGGAGAAUUUUGGAGGUGCAAGAGAAGAGUCUGGAAGCGGAAAGCAACUCCUUGAGGUAGAAACAUUGCCAAAUGCCAUGAAAAAGAAUGGUCAAGUGAGAGCUGCAUUGGGGAACUCUCAGAAUCUUGAGGCAGAUAACAAGUCUGGUUUAUGUCAUACAAGUUCAACAGUUGCAGUACAACCAAAGACUUCUGGUCCAAAGUUUAACGACUUUGAAAAGCUCCGGGAACAAGUUAACUUUGCUGUUGGUCAGACCUGGGCUCUUUAUGACACAGCGGAUGGACUGCCUAGAUUGUAUGCUCAGAUCAAGAAAGUUUCAGCUCCUUCCUUUGGGCUUCGGAUCACAUAUCUAGAGCCAGAUCCAGAUGAUGAGAAAGAGAUCCAAUGGUUUGAAGAAGACUUGCCUGUUUCUGUUGGUAAGUUCAGGCUUGGGGAAAAUCAGAACACCAAAGAUCGUUCCAUAUUUUCACAUGUUAUUCAUUGCAAUGAACUAAGCAACAUUCGUUGUUUCAGCAGAAGUUGUUAUUCCUUCAACAAUCGUCAUUUUAGUGUAUCCCCUAGAAAAGGCGAGACUUGGGCACUAUUCAAGAACUGGGAUAUUAAGUGGUGUUCAGAGCCAGAUUUUCACCGCAAAAAUGAGUAUGAGUUUGUCCAGAUUCUGUCAGAUUACGCUGAUGAAGUUGGUGUAUAUGUUGCAUACUUGCAUAAAGCCAAAGGGUUUGCUAGUGUGUUUUUCCGAAUGGGAACUGGUUAUGAAGGCAUAUUUCGUAUAUUACCUCGCAGCUUGUAUCGGUUCUCCCACAGAGUUCCUUCCUUCAAACUGACUGGAGUUGAAGGAAAUGGUGUGCCAAAAGAUGCUUACGAGCUGGACCAAGCUGCGUUACCAGAAGAAGCAAUCGAGGAGAUUAUCGUGCCUUCAAACUCUGAGAGUGAUAUAAAGUCUAAACGUCAAGCCAUCUACUUUGCUAGCAAGGGGAAGGUUUUUCAGACUGGCCAGAUUUGGUCAUUUUACAGUGGUUAUGAUGAUUUGCCUCUGUACUAUGGUAGGAUUCAGAAGAUCACUUUUACUCAGGCAUUUAAGCAGGAUCCACAAAUCAAACUACACAUAGGUCGGCUAAAGAGUACAAGGUUUCCUAAGGAUGUUAUCGCCUGGGAAGAUGGGCAAAUGCCUGUUGGUUGUGGAACAUUCUACGCAAGAAAAGUUCUAGAAAUAAUCACCCCAAAAGAGGUUUCACAUCAGAUGAUUCCUUCAACCUCCAUGGAUGGCACUGAGUAUACCAUUCUCCCCAAGAUUGGUGAAGUUUGGCCUGAAUCUAGGUUCUCGGGUGCCGUUUAG
Camelina sativa (false flax) is the source of this 1769-nucleotide messenger RNA. The record is from RefSeq and is a predicted model, not a curated record. NCBI's taxonomy places the organism in Eukaryota, Viridiplantae, Streptophyta, Magnoliopsida, Brassicales, Brassicaceae.